AGGCUUCCUUGUGCAUCCGCCACAGGGAUGUCGCAUUUCGGGCUCUUGGCUCAGGGCUGCAAAGUGAAGAUGAGCACCAUGGAGUUGGAGACGUCUCUGGCUGACAUCACGAGAGGUCCUCGGAUCUCCACUGGGCGGCAGCUGUCAGUUUCUGUAACCAGAAUCGAUUCGCCCAUCAUUCAACAUGCAUCGAUCCCAUACGGUUUGAAUGAAUCGAAAUGUUUAUGCCCAGAGAAUCGAUGCUCUUAUAACUUGCGAUGUGAUGCGUGGAUCGAGAGCGGCAAAUCUAUUUGAGAAUUAUCGCAGUCAGAGGUCACGACCCCACGACUUCAGCAUCCUGUGUGCGUGCAGACAGAUUUGUGUGUAAACGCGGCUUAAUUGAUAUGUAAGCCGAUUAGGACUAAUUAACACGCUCGUCUUAUUGUAGCUACACGUUGCACCAUUUCGUCUCAGCACCAUUUAUACGUCGAUAUUUUUUGGUCGCGUUCAGAUCGCCACGCUCCCCCGUCCCACCUGGCCUAGUUUCCUCUCCGGGAAAGAGGUGCGCUAACUCUGCGAGGCUACCUAGGCCGCAAGGGGUCUGGCUGGCGGAGGGGAGCGUCCGCUGACCCAUAGGCACGAGGCACGAAGCCGCGAGUUGACUUGAGCAGGUGCAGCGAUCACGGUGCGAGGCAGCGGUGCCCGUGUGGGGAGUGAAGUUGAGGUCCAGGAUACAAGCGUCUGGGGAUGGGGUAACUUGCUUAGGAUGUCUCAUUCGACGUCACGGAUUUUGAAUGACUGGAGUUUGAGGUUGGAGUGAGUUUGGGGCUCGGGGCUAUCAGCUCGGCACGAGUUAGGUCUGCAAUCUGAGUCGGUGGCAGUGGCACUUCCUCGUCCCGGCAUGAGCGUGUCACGCGUCGAGGUGCUGGGCCUUUACCGCCGCGUGUUCCGCCUGGCGCGGGGCUGGCGAUCGCCAGGCGCCGCUGAGCCCUCGGCAGCGCUCGCCGAGGCCGAGUACAUCCGCGCCGAGGCGCGGGCGCUCUUCCGCAAGAACAAGGACCUGGUGGAGCCAGAGAAAAUCAAGUUCUGCAUUGAAGAAUGCAAAACAAGAAUAGAACUCGCACUUCAUUACAAGAUACCUUACCCAAGACCUAUGAACCUCCCUCCCAUGGGACUUGCUGGAAAGCAGGGGCGGCAACUGAAGACUCAGGAACGUCUCCGCAAACAGGCCAAGCCCAUCUACCUGCAGUCACAUGACGAGACGUGAACAAUUGGUAUAGCCCCCCCAUGCACGGCCGUGUGGCAUGUAAAUACCACUCUGUAAUUCUCAUGCAUUGUACAUUAAAACAUCUGAUUUAAUCAGUAAUGCUUCAAUAGUGUAUUUUUGGGUAAGGCAAUAUAAGACCCUAUGCCAUCCAACAUAGCGAAUUACAUGAUCAUGUCUCGUGUACAAGUGUUUAAUGUGCCAAUUAUUUGUUUCAUUCUACUGGUAGGUUGAACAAGUUCAAUUUUAGUGAUGAAUUACAAAUUUUCACUUGAAACGACGUCACGCAUCCGCAGGACAAAAUCAAGGAAGUCAGAAUAAAACUUUAAACAUUUAUUUAAACAAUGUUGGAAUGUUCUUUAGACAAUGUUGGAAUUUGUAUUAUUCCUGAACUCGUCCAUUUUUACACGCAUGUAACAUGCCUUAAUUUAUUUACAUUUAGUAUGGUUGCAGUUAUAUUAAAAUUACAUUAACGCAAUUGUAAAAGGACCUGGCAGCUUCGGGUAAAGCUUGAGUUAUGGUUCAUAGCAUUGGAAUGAAUAUUCCGUCCAGUAUAACUGGUUGUAUUCUUGUUUUAACUGCAUAAACUAAAACAUAAUAUAUUACACCUCCUUGUACCUCAUGAGUACAUACAAGACUGUUGUUUCAGGUUAACUGAUUUAACUUAACCCAUAUUGUAUUAAACGCUGUCAGCUGGUGCAAAAUUU
Molecule: messenger RNA, 1950 nt
Organism: Lethenteron reissneri (Far Eastern brook lamprey)
Lineage: Eukaryota; Metazoa; Chordata; Hyperoartia; Petromyzontiformes; Petromyzontidae
Gene: LYRM1
Product: LYR motif containing 1
Cellular component (GO): mitochondrion
Source: RefSeq, a predicted model, not a curated record